CUUAGAAUUUAGCCGUUCGCAGCACCUCGAGUCUUGCUGUGGCGAGGCAGAGUCCUGUUCUUGUUUGGCGUAUAUGUGCAGUAGUGUAAAAUUCUGAGAAAAUGAGCAUCGAAACUCUUGCUGAUAGGGAUGGAUUGGACUUGGAAAAAAAAUCAAAAGAAAACAGGAGUGCAGACGGGAAUCAACCAGUCGGAGAUGGACACAUGGUUGUGAAUGGAAUUUCUAAUGGAUAUACUGAUCAGCAUGUUAAAAAGGAGCACAAAUCAGAACAUAAACACAGAGAUAAAGACAAACAUAAAGAUAGACAUAAGGAUCAUAAAGACAAAGAAAAGCAUAGAGAUAAAGACAAGCAGAGCUCAACUGGAAAGGAAAAGGACAAACAUCACAGCAGCAGUAGUAGCAGUAAGGAUAAAGAGAGAGAGAAAGAGAAGAAGCAUAAAGAUGAAAAAAAGGACAAGGUUCGAGAGCACACAAGUAGUUCAUCCAGCAAAGACAAGGAGCACAAGAGUUCAAGCUCUGGUAAGGAGAAACAUAGCAGUAGCAUUUUGAAUAAGGAUAAGGACAAACAUGGCAGCAGUUCGAGCCACAAGCACAGUUCCAGCUCUUCUAGUAGCAAGGACAAGCACAGCAUUUCAAGUUCAGUUCGGGAUAAGGAGAAGCAUGGGUCUAGCUCUAACAAGGACAAGCACAAUAGUUCUAGUUCAGAUCGGAAGCACAAGGACAAAUCAAAAGACAGGGACUCCAAAGACAAAGUUAAAUUAAAGGAGGGUGACAAACAUCGAGAGAAAAAGGAGAAGACUGAAAAAGUAGUAAAGAUUAAGGUGGAGGAAUAUGAGGAAGAAGACCAGCAUCAAUAUGUGCCGUCACAGCCUAUGGCAUGGAUAAAGGAGGAACCUGUGAACCACAAUGAGAGGCUCGUGCAUUCUGUAAAUGAAUCAGGAGAUCAGUCUUCUGUAAACUUCAAGUCAGAGACUGCCACUAAGAUUAAGGUUGAAGAAGACAUUGAAGAUGACAUUCCUCUGUGGCGAAGUGAAGACAGGGCUCACAGAUCUGGGCUGGCAUCGCGGUCAGUUGUAGGAGAGGUCAAGCGAAGAUUGGAGGAUUCUGAUGAUGAUGAUGUUCCUCUUAUGGCUAGGAAGAAAAUUAAAAAGGAGUCCAAGAAACAAAAAGAAGAGAGUGAUGAGGAAGAGUUCAAACCUGUGAAGAAAAAGUCUAAGAAAGGAAAUGUUAAGGAAGAGAUAACACCACAGAGCAGUCCAAGGAAAAAAAAGAAAGAAGAGGAACAGCAGGAGGUUUGGAAAUGGUGGGAAGAGGAAAAGAAGGAUGAUGGCACAAAAUGGAAAUUCUUGGAACACAAAGGACCAGUGUUUGCACCACUUUAUGACAGAUUACCUCCUGACAUCAAGUUCUUUUAUGAUGGAAAGGAGAUGACAUUGUCUGAACCUACAGAAGAGGUUGCAAGCUUCUAUGCCCGUAUGCUGGACCAUGACUAUACCACUAAAGAAGCAUUCAAUAAGAAUUUUUUUAAGGAUUGGCGGAAAGUUAUGACAGAUAAGGAGAAAGAAAGAAUAACUGAUCUUUCAAAAUGCAAUUUCAAACAAAUGCAUAAGUACUUCUUGGCCAAGGCAGAAGAGCGCAAAGCAAUGAGUAAAGAGGAAAAGAAGAAACUCAAGGACCAGAAUGAAGAAAUAGUAAAGGAAUAUGGAUUCUGUGUUAUUGAUGGUCAUACAGAACGUAUAGGCAACUUUAAAAUUGAACCGCCGGGAUUAUUUAGAGGACGAGGGGAACAUCCCAAAAUGGGAAUGCUCAAAAAACGUGUGAUUCCAGAAGAUGUCAUUAUUAACUGCAGUAAAGACUCGAAGAUUCCAAAACCACCUGAUGGUCAUAAAUGGAGAGAAAUACGACAUGACAAGAAUGUAACGUGGCUUGCAAGUUGGACAGAAAAUGUCCAAGGUCAGGUAAAAUAUGUUAUGUUGAACCCAUCAUCAAAACUAAAGGGUGAGAAGGAUUGGCAGAAAUAUGAGACUGCUCGUAAACUUGCAAAGUGCAUUGAAAAAAUCCGACAAGAGUAUCAGGAUGACUUUAAAUCAAAGGAGAUGCGCAUCAGGCAGCGUGCUGUUGCACUUUAUUUCAUUGAUAAGUUAGCUCUUCGAGCUGGUAAUGAAAAGGACGAGGAUCAAGCAGACACAGUGGGCUGUUGUUCACUCCGUGUUGAGCAUAUCUCUCUGCACAGUCAGAAGGAUGGAAAAGAUUAUGUUGUAGUCUUUGAUUUCCCGGGUAAAGACUCAAUUCGUUAUUACAAUGAAGUGUCUGUGGAGAAGCGUGUGUUCAAGAAUUUACAACUUUUCAUGCAGAACAAAUCAACUGGGGAUGAUCUUUUUGACAGACUCAAUACUACUGUCCUAAACAAACACUUGAAUGAAUUGAUGGAAGGUUUAACUGCAAAGGUUUUCCGAACAUACAAUGCCUCUUUCACUCUUCAAGAACAACUCGAUAAACUGACCGAUCCUGACUACACUGUUCAGGAGAAGAUCUUAGCAUAUAACCGUGCAAAUCGCGCUGUGGCAAUCUUGUGUAACCAUCAACGUGCCGUUCCCAAAACACAUGCAAAGUCCAUGGAGAAUCUGAAGGGGAAGAUCGAUGCGAAGAAAGAAAUGGUACAAGAUGCAGAAAGACAGUACAAGGAUGUCAAGCAUGAGCACAAACGAAAUGGUUCUGCAAAGAAUAAAAUCGACAUGGAGAAACGGAAGAAGGCUCUAGAAAAAUUAAGGGAGCAGCUGGCCAAGUUGGAACUUCAAGCAACAGAUAAGGAGGAAAACAAGGAAAUUGCCCUUAGUACCUCCAAAUUGAAUUAUUUAGACCCACGGAUAUCUGUGGCAUGGUGCAAGAAGCACAAUGUUCCCAUUGAGAAGAUCUACAACAAAACUCAACGAGACAAGUUCCGUUGGGCCAUUGACAUGGCUGGUCCCGAUUAUGUGUUUUAACGACCAUCUUGCUACUUGCUAGCUGGAAGAGUCAUAUCUUGGAGGGAUUGUGUUCACUGACAUGUGUGUUACAGUUGUAUAAUUUAUUGAAAAGGCGCAUUGGUUUUGCAGACCUACCAGAUCUUUGUGGAAGGGGGUGACUUGGUGAUGUGGAGAGUUGCCUUGUGUGGAUCAGUUGCGACUUUGUAAGCUGCCAAUUCAUAAAAAGAAACAUUCAGAACUAAAUUUCUGGUUUUUAUGGUUGACAGUAAGUUAAGUAUCUUUUGAGGAUAAUUUUUACUGGAUUUGAUAUGAAGCCCAAGUAUUGUUUGUGUAUAAGUUAUUAGUGAUGACUUUAUAUAUAGUGAUUUUAAUUUUAUUAGGUGGUAAAUUUCCAUACCACAUAAACGUUGGCCCUGAGGUGAGAGACGUGGAAGUAAUAGAUGCUUUUUGUCUUAGCAGUGUGUGAAUGUAAUUCUGUGGAGUGUUUUAUCAUGAGAUAAAUUCACGGCCUUAUUUUUAAGUAACAGAAUGCACUUCUGCUGUACUAGGCCAAGUACUGGACAUCAAUUUUAAUUUUUGUCAACCUUUGCAUCUGAUACUGAACUACUCUGGUUGUUUUUAUAUAUACAUAUAUUUAAUUGACUUCUGAAAAUUGUCAUUAUAGCAAGUUGUCAGUGUUUGAAUUUUUUGUUAUUGGUUUUGUCUCAGUUGCAAUAUCUUUUAAAAUUCCCUGGUGUGGUUUAGAGCAUGGAGCAUUCCUGGCCAUCCAUUUUGGGCACAUUUUUGUGUAAUGGAUGCAACCAAAGCCUGCCUUUCCAGUUGUGUUGAAAGUUGACCAAAGCAUGGAAUUACUGCUAUAUAUAUAUAUAUGUAAUUUAAUAUAGGGAGGGAUUGGGAACUGCUGCGGCUUAAAGCAUAACACUUGCCAAUUCAAUUGGACCACCACAGCACAUUUUACCUUAUGUCAGAAUGGAUAUUCUGUACAUUAGAAAAAUAAAUGAUUUAAAAGUCAAAAUUA
Molecule: messenger RNA, 3984 nt
Organism: Zootermopsis nevadensis
Lineage: Eukaryota; Metazoa; Arthropoda; Insecta; Blattodea; Termopsidae
Gene: Top1
Product: DNA topoisomerase 1
Biological process (GO): DNA topological change; chromosome segregation; DNA replication
Cellular component (GO): nucleolus; chromosome
Molecular function (GO): DNA topoisomerase type I (single strand cut, ATP-independent) activity; DNA binding
Source: RefSeq, a predicted model, not a curated record